GCGUAGCGGGGGCUCAGGUGGUGAAGGUCACGGUGCAGGUCACCGCGACACCCCUCCCCAGCUUGGGACCGCAGUCUUUGGGGCGGGGCUCUCCGGGAGGGGGCGGGAAGCGCAGGGGCCGCCCGCCCGGCCUUACUCAGACCUUCCGCAUCCUGAGGUUGACGCCUGAGAAAUGGGCCGUGGAAGAUGGGUUUGUUGUUCUCGGGAAGGGGGGAGUCUAGGUUACUCCCGCGGGGCGGGGACCCGGGCCGGAAUAUCCCGCGGGGGGAGGAGAGUCGUAGUCCAGAUUCCCCCCAAACCCCCUUCCAGGAGAGUGGCAUCUCCAUUCCAGACGCCAGAUCCAGACUGGGAAGUCCUUCCUGGUGUCUUGCCCAGGGCUGCAGCAGCGCCUCCAGUAGACCGGGAGCUCCCGUAGGGCAGGGGGCUUGUACGACCCCCUCUGUGCCCUGCCCCAGCCUGGGUUGAGUUGAAUCCAGGACCAGCUGCUGUCCACCUCCCCACUCCCACUCUGCCCUCCUGCCUCCAGCCAUGGCGCCCCUGCUCGCCCUGUUCCUGGCUGCCCUGUUGGGCCUACCCCUGGCCCAGGCUCUGGACUGCCAUGUGUGCGCCUACAACGGGGAGAACUGCUUCAGCCCCAUGCGCUGCCCAGCCAUGGUCACCUACUGCAUGACCACGCGCACUUACUACACCCCGACCAGGAUGAAGGUGAGCAAGUCGUGCGUGCCCAGCUGCUUCGAGACCGUGUAUGAUGGCUACUCCAAGCACGCGGCCACCACCUCCUGCUGCCAGUAUGACCUCUGCAACGGCGCUGGCCAUGCCGCCCCUGGGGCUCUGGCCCUGGUCCCUGUACUCCUGGCCACCCUCUGGAGUCUGCUCUAAGCCCCCCGCCAGCCGCACUCAAGGACAAAGCUCUGAGAGGCACAGCCCCCCUCUCACCCUGCACACACCCUUCCCACUCUCUGCCCCCCACAGACCCCUUCAGCCACACCCAGGACUGUCUGCAAGAGGACUCAACCAGCCCCAGCCACCACGGGCCUGGAGGCCAAGACCUUUCCUUUUCAAGGCCGAUCGGGACUGGCCUCCCAGAGGGGUCUGGCAUUGGUGGGGAAGCUCAGCCCCUCCUCCAUCCGAGGAUGGGGGCAUCUGGCAAAGUGUGCUGUUUAUGGGGGUUCCUCAGUCAGCCAAGGCAUCCUGAUUUGAAGGGAGACGCGCCCCACCUUCCUGGCAGCCCUGGGGUCAGGUGAGGGCCAUGUGAGGAAGGCCUUUGUCCCUGUCCGCUGUCCUAGGCAGGAGUGCCAGGCCCAGGCGUACAGACAGCACUUAGCAGGGGAGGGGGUGGCUCAGCCUAGAGAGGCUCCUGCGGCCCCUCCAGCCCCAGAAGUAGGUUCUGUGUCCAGCGAGGGGUCCUUCCCUUGUUGUUCAGCCAAACUCUUUACCUUCCCGUUCUCUACCUGGGCUCUGGCCUGUGCGACGGGCCUGCGGCUGGCAGGCACGUGGGGGCGGGGUGGGCAGGCCGGUUAUAUUUGGUCGGGCCUGAGCGCUGACCCCAGGGCUAUUUUGGGCCGGGAGGGAAGGGAGCUGGGCCGUGGGCCGCCCGAGGCCUGGUCUUCAGCACCAGCAGGCUCGGCGGGGCGUGCCCCUUUAUGGAGGGGGGCAAACUGCGGCCCGGCGACCGAGGGCAUGCUCCCACCCAAGUCGGGGGCGGCGGGGGGG
This is a messenger RNA of Diceros bicornis minor, 1713 nucleotides long. RefSeq names its product Ly6/neurotoxin 1 (gene LYNX1). NCBI's taxonomy places the organism in Eukaryota, Metazoa, Chordata, Mammalia, Perissodactyla, Rhinocerotidae. The transcript is spliced from 4 exons. The record is from RefSeq and is a predicted model, not a curated record. The coding region runs from base 529 to 879 and encodes 116 amino acids.